Molecule: messenger RNA, 31617 nt
Organism: Porites evermanni
Lineage: Eukaryota; Metazoa; Cnidaria; Anthozoa; Scleractinia; Poritidae
Source: the annotation of a GenBank genome assembly
AUGGGUUAUCGUUGUGUUCGAUUUCGCAGACAGCAAGUCAAGGUCAAUCUUUGUGCCGUAAGCUCAACCACGUACUUCGUUUGAAAGUCAGUCACGUACUCCCUUUUGGCUAGGUGGGGUAUCUAAGUUUUGACUCCAACUCUUCAAGUUAUUUGUAAUAUUUCCUACUACUACUUCGAUUUGCCAGGACACCCUUAGACAAUGCAUCUAGGCUUCACUCGGGGUUUCCCCCACCCCUUCGAAAUAGUUGAAAUCUUCUCGGACAGCCUUCACCUUGAGCAACCAUGGCAUGGGUGCUGAGAGCUUUGUUUAUUUGCUCACGGUUGCUUUGAUUUUUUUUUGUUUGUUUGGCGGUUUUUUUUUUCUUUCAAAUUACGGCGUCACACAGUUCUGGUUGUCUGCGAACAAGUCCCAGGGCCGGGGCAUACUCCGGAUCCAAAAAAAUCGCCAGGGCUUCCAUCAAAAUCCAAAAAUACCCUGGACCAAAAAUUAUUUCACUAAAAAUUUGAUUGAGCAUACGGCACAAAUUAUUUUACUGCUGUUAAAUCCCGGGGGGGGGUACUCCCUUACAAGAGGCUAUAAUAGGGAUGUGCCGCAGGAUGGGGUCGCAUUUUCACGACUGGAGUGACUAUAAUGGGGUCGCAUUUUCAAUAGAUUUACUAGAAUGGGGUCGCAAAUUUUCGGAUUUUGGGGGUAAGUAGUGAUUCAAAAUGGGAAGAUUCUCGGUUAAAAAAUCGGAAAGUAGUUGUUUAUUAAAUUUAACAAUAAGCUCGCAUUGACCGCAGUUACAUUCCGCCGCUUGAAACCACAUUGAUAAGGUAGAUGCAUAAAUAUAAAGUGACUAAGUUGGGACAUCGGCUCCUGAAGUUGGGAUCGCGAAAAUUACAUUUUUCAAAAAGUGACUAAGAUGGAGUCUAUAACUGGCCAAAAAAUAGACUAUAAUGGGGUAGGGGCUCUGAGAGGCCAGCGGCACAAACUCAGCAAACAUUCACCCAAGUACCCCCCGGGUUGUUAAAUAAUCAUCUAUUACUUUAGCCUCUCUUCGGUAGGGGGGGGGGGGGCGGAAGCUGCCUUUUUCCCUCUGUACUCCACCUUUUUUUAUACACGGGCCAUUCUUAGCCGGUCCAUUGACACCAGAAAAUGCAACAGUGCGAAAACGCGUUUUUAUAAUUUGGUUUUAAAUACUGAAUCCCUUAUGUUAAGAGAUACAUAGUCUAAGAUAGAUAUCCUUUUUAUUAAAAACAAAAAUGACGCAUUCGUAUUACACUCUUCAAGAAGAGCAUCUGCACACGGCGAAAACUAUCCUCUUUUUUAAGCUUGUUUUGUUGAUACCUGAACUGGUUUAGGUUCUUUAAAUGAAUAAAUCCAAUUUAAAGGAUCAUAGUACCAAAAAGCAUAGCCUAUUUAAAGAUCAUGGAGCACCUCAAAAACAAUACGCUAUCCCACGCCAAAUCCCCCGCCAAAUUCCAGGGAAGAAGGGCACUGAACGCAAGUUUGGGUAGCCCCUUUGCCGUUGAGGCCAUGAAGCCCUGAUUCUAUUUAAGACAAAAAUUGUCCCUUUCGCCGCCAUUGACAUUAUGUAGCUUAACUUACCUAUUAAAAGCAAUUCUUUUCCCGAGGGAGCCCGAAGGGAGAUAUGCAGUGUAGUGAACUUUUUAUAAUUAGCGGCCGUCGUUUGACCCUAGUGUUAUAUGAUAGCAUAAGGAUUCGAUGAUGUUUACAACAAAACCUUCGUCUGUGGGUAAUCAAAUCCUGGGCCUGCUGAUUCUCACUAUUAAAGUACACUUCAGUGACUCGCGUUUCCCCUUGUAGCUUACAUAACUUCAUGAUGGCUUCAUGGUGGACCUUUAGCUUCCGUCGACCAGCCAAUCAACGGCUCCAAACUUCACUUCACAGUUAGCCCUUAGACAGUGGAGACGUCAAUUUGUUUGUUUUAGAGGGAAUUCGAAUUAAUCUAACUCAAGUAUGGGGCUCUAUAUAUUCCCCCCGAGGAAUGACCCCACAUGAAAAUGACGGGGAUGCUCUCCGUUCAGAGGAAAUUCAGUAGUUUUACCCGUAAGGUUCCCUAGGAAUAUUUUCCCGCGCUUUUUAUCAGCAGAAUCAACCUUUUAAUUCAGUUUCAGCGGUAAUUACACAACCUCCAUGCGCCGUCAGCAUGUGGGUGUGCACGUGCAUAUAGAACGUGCAUGUGAAGUGCAAGUACACUGAGGCAGCUGUCAGGAUACCGCAAUGUUUCCGUUGUAUUGAAGACAGACUCUUCCCCAACUUCGAGUUGUAGAUUUUUAUUCCCUUCGGUAACAGUAUGAAAGUCCCGAAACAGUUUAAAUAAGUUUCUUUAGUUUAAAGAUUUUACACCUGUUUUAAUAAAAGCAAGGCAUGAAUGAAAACAGGGAGGAUUGUGCCCUGCGAGUAGAGGUUUCUUUACAAACAACUACGUGACUGACAAGCCACGCGAACGACUUCGGAAAUGCUAAAAGGCGUGCAAGAGAGAAUCCUCAGCGCGUAGGGAAGGAGGAUUGGCUUUCUAAAAAAUCGAUAUCUAUUACAUUAUAUUACAUUAUGUUACAUACCAUUUUUUCUCUGUCGGUUUGAAAAAUCGUUUCCGGCAUGUCGAAAAAAUCAACCGCAAAAGUCUGAUCAGGUUAUCCGCGAAACAUGUCAGUUUUAAUUUUUGCUGAAGUUGUCUUCAACGUAUCAUAUCAACGCAUAGCCGACCUAAUUUACACCUCAUUGUUUCGUCGAAGAAUUGGAAAGUUUCCAUUUUUGUCGCAUUUUUGCAUUUUUUGUCCUCGCUCUCUUGUGUUAAGUAAUUUUAUUGUAAAGCGGCGUCGAGUCAAUCAGAUCUAAAUUUAUAUGAUUUAUACAUGGCUGUUCUACUUUUGGUAUAAAGAAGCUCAAGAUCACAAGCAGAUUUCUUGAACAUCGCUUAAAAAUAAGCUUAUCUGAGGGAAGCAAAAUAUCCGGCUUUAAAAAGUAGACAUCGUAGAUAUCGCAAAGGGCUGCUACAGUUUUGAUGUCCAAGCCCAGGGGGUUCUCAACAAAGUUUAAUGCGGGGAGGCUCCGCCCGAGGCCCAACCCCUAAUAUAACCUUUUAUAUGGCAUUUUUAGAUAGAAAAGGUACCCCUUUCGUAUGCCGUCUAUUGACAAAUGAGAACCUUUUCACAUACGUAGUUUAGAACUUUGUACCCCUUUUAACUGCUGUAAAUGCACUAGCCUGUGUGGCAGGCGCAAAAAGUAGACGAGGAGAAAACCCAGGAGAGAUAUGGACAGUCGACCGAUACUCGGCCGACACGUCGACCGACAUAUCGGCCAAUAGUGCCGACCGAUACUCGAUCGAGGGGUGCACAAAUUACGCAAGAUCCGGGAAAUGGGCAAGCUUUAAACGCACCGUCUUUGUAACAUGAAUUAACCACUUAGCCAUGGAGUUUUAUUGUCUCUUUCCUAUCCAUAAAAUUCAUCGGUUAGCCCUUUUUUGGUCCCCUUUAUUUAUCGAAAUGAAAAUUGGAUUUUCCUACCCUUGCUUACACUCUAACUAAAGAAAUUUCUUCCCUUUCAUAUACCUGAAGCCCAAAAAAGAAACCCGUUUUGGGUGGAGCCUCCCUGUAAAGGCCAUUAUAGAGAAUCCUCCCCCCCCCCGGAAUGUGAAGUAGGCAAAAUAUCCGGCUUUAAAAAAGUAGAUAUGGUGGAUAUCGCAUAGGCUCUUGCGGUUUUGGCAGCCAAGUUAGCGAAUCCAGCUUUGCUGCGAGUUUAUAAUUAUGUGGUAGAAGUAACGUCACUAUCGUAACACGCUUGGAACAUUUCGUUGAAAAUCUUCAAAAAAAUUCCGGAACAAGUGCAGAGAAGAACGGAAUGAUAUAUACACUCGUCAAACACCUAGUUCUGAUAGUUUAAAUAUAUCUGUGGUUUGAAACUUAAACCUGCCUUUGGUCAGUCUUGUUUAACCUUUAACCUAAGUAGGUAAAACAAAAGCAUUGUUUUUCACUUUGGAAUUGAAUAACAUAAUAGUAAGUCAAUCGGAGAACUCCUUUAGCUCCAGUUAUUACAUACCUGUACCCAUCCCGGACGGUUUCCUCAUUUGAAAGUAGCGCUGGUAUGUAUGUUUUGCAAUAUUUAUUUAUUGCAUUUUUUUGCAUUUUUAUGGAUGUUAGCAAAGUUAGUGUUGACAUGCGCGCAUGCAGUGUCGAAAUAGCGAAGCUGCAAGCGCGCGCAAUUUAGAAUGUUUGAAUACAGUUCACCUCUCUGAUUACUUAGACGAUAGUCGCUACGGUGCUUUCGUCUGGAAAAGUUUAUUGAAAGUUUGUUUGUGUUCUCACUACUACUAGUACCGUUAAUGUGCGCUGGCUUCAUAUAUACAGAUGAAUUCAGAAUGUAUGUUGAUAUCAAAUCAGUCAAAAUUUGGGGAUUUCCUGUGCAGCUAUAAGGGAGGAAUAUGAGUGUACGCUAUCAUCAUCUGUAAUGACUUUUCUAAUUACGUAACAUAUAACAGAACUGAAGUCAGAAGGAAUUUAGAACCGGGCAGAUGUCACUCAACAUAGGUGUCCUAGAUCAGAUACAACAGCGCGCGCCCGUAAACAGAAUGAUGCAGAUGUACGUAGAUGUAGCUCAGGUGCAUUUUGUUUUGACUGGCCGGAUCGGAGUAUUGCUACUGUGCGCUAGAUUGAAUUUCAAAUUGCAUUAUUCAUUUAUACACGUAAGUAAGUAGCUUGAAUUCCAAAAAUGAUCAUUCCUUGAGGAUGCCCUCUUUAAUGUCCUAUUCUUUCACAAAAACUGGCCUCCUGAAGCCCAGCCAAAAUUUAUUUUCCUGCAGGGGUAAACAACGGCUCAUUUAGUUACUGUCUGAAAGAAAUAUUUUCCACUGUUAUUAACUUCUUCUACUUUUGGAAGUAAUAAGCUUAAGUGAGAGAAGAUUUCGAAAGAUUAUUCUUUCGUCCCGAAACCUUUUUUAGCUUGAGCCAUGCAGAAAAACUCCUUCUGAUUUCCGCGAAAACAUGAUUGCCGAGAUAAAUUAUUCAAUAAAGGAGGACAUAUUCUUUGAAUACAAUAAUAAACUGCUCCCAUACAUGUUACGCGCUUGAGGCAAUUAACGCCGCAGAUAGUAGGUUGUCUUUCUUACCGUUUUUUAAUAGGAAUAAGGCUCAGUUUGAAUUCUUCUCAUUUUUCUUAAGAAUAAAGUCACAAGAUCCGUUUUCGGACAACUGGGAAGAAAUCCAAUAUAGUUAAAAUGUUGAUACCAUAUAAUAUGGCUUUUGAGCUGAGCUAAAUUUUAUAUGACCACGUGCAGUGACGCUUGCACGCAAUCUAUAGUUACAAACAUUGUUAAGAGCCGAUGCAGAACGCGGUGCAAAUCAAAAUUGGUGUUCGCCCUACUCAAUGUCUUUCCUUGUAAAUGCAUUAUUACUUGCGGUGACCCAUUCAAAGCUAAUCUUCACCCUACACGCUCUCUGAGUAAACACUCGCUUCCAACCGAGAAAGCAAUUCUCACAACUGUGGCCGGAAAUGUUUUGCCUUUAAAAACAUAAAAGCUGCAAUAACGGGUUUUAAAACAUUUGGCGCCAAGUACUAUCAUGCUAUUAGGGUGUACACAAAACUGCCUGCCUAUGGUGUAAACAGGGGGUGGCACGACCCUUAAUUUUACUUAUUGUUGAUUUAAAUAAGAAUCCCGUAACUUACACUGGACCAACCUGACGUUCAGUUUGCUGUCGGACUCUUAGACACGGGGAACUCCCUCAUAAAAGUGACGGGGAUACUCGUCGGAAAAUUGAGAUUAUUCCCCUAAGGGAGACCAAUGUAGACAGACAUCACGGCAUUUUUUUUGUAAUAAACCUUCUUUAUGCACAGGCCGAAGUGAUACCUGGAUUGGCAAAUAUAGUGACUUUCCGUUCCAAACACUCUGAGACCAUAAUCUGUAAUUUACAUCCCUAAGCGAGACGACGAGCAUCCCCAUUACUUUUAUAUGGGAGUCCCCCCGGGCUCUUAUAACCCAACCUAGGCUAUUUUUCCCACCCAAUCGCGCUUUCAAUUACACCCCGACACUGAAUUCCUUAUAAUACCUGUUCAGUGCUCCGGUUCCCCUGCGAACGUUUCCCCAGGGGUUGCACUCGCCCAACCUUUUAAGAAAGAUGUUCGUGCUCAUCUCAUUAACACUUACCGGUGUCCGUAGAAUGGACUUUCCUUCUGUUAUUUUGUCGGCUUUUCCGUGCAAGGGGAGUGGCUUCAAGAAUUUUUGGUAAACUGAUUUACCGAAUUUCGUACCGGCGGAUAUGCGGUUAGACCCGAGAGAAUGGUAAUGCAAAAAAGUGGAACCUCCGGUAACGGGCACCUCUCUACAAUGGCCUUUUUUUUUUUUCGCGGACAGUCCAUACAUUCCGCAAUAUUGUUUCGGCCUCACUACACUUUCUUAAGAGUCCCCAAAGUGGUCGUUGUAGAGAGGUUCAGAACUGUAUGGUGAAAGAAUGAAAGAUGGUAAAUUUUAAGCUCGGUGAACAAAUGUGAGGAUGAAAUAAUCGGCAUGUCACGAGCGUGGGACAGAGAAAAAUCUGAGUCCCCCGACAGGAUUAUGAACCUAGUAUAUAUGGCCACGCUCUCCAUGAGUUCUCCGUAGCUCAGUGGAUAGAGCGCUCGCACGGUGUUUGGGAGGUCAUAGGUUCGAAUCCUGUACGGAACUCGGGGUUUUUUUCGUUGUUCCACGCUCGUGACAUGCUGAUUAUUUCAUCUUCACGUUCAACUGUAUGUUUAAGAGUAGGACCUGAAGCAUCGCUAUAAAACAAGAAAUCAGAUUUCUUAGAAUUGGAGAAAAGUAGUAUUCGUAAAUUAGGAGAGCCUCAUGGUUAAAAUGAUCUUUGACAACCCCUUUGCAUUGACCAGAAAAAGAGAUUGAUGCGUGUUUUUGCCCUGAAGAAUGGUUUUGAAACGUGGAUCUGAAGUAUGGAUAAUUAUGCGACUAUGCGGUUAGGUGUGUUAAAAUUUUCUUGGAGCCCAAGUGACCCAGUAUCUUGUAAGUCCCGAUAUCUUUUCGCACCAUGAAAACUACUGUAGUAGUUUCCGCGCGCAAGGCACGUCUUAUACGAAGCCUUAUAGGUUAAAGAAAGUUGAAACAUAACAUUAAAGGUUGAAAAAAUAAUCCAGACUUUUUUGUGGGCUUAUCGUAAAAGAAAAGAAUUCGGGCUUAAUAAGAUAGCUGGGGAACUCUAAUGCUCUAAAUUUUGUCUAAUAGAAGAGAUUUUACAUUGGCUAAAAUAGUAAACUACGAUGCAUAGAUUUAGCGAGGGUCAAAGGGAACAUGGUGCCCCCUUUCUUAACGUAAAUUUUUUAACUGAAUGUCCACAGAAUGUUAAGCCUUCGGAACAGGGUUAUGCUCUGCUUGCAGAUGCCCCCUGUUUCUUACAUUAGUUUCGGAAAGCGUAGCAGAAGCGCAAAGGAGUGGGUGGUACAUCAGAUUUUUCCCUCGUUUUUGGUCGCGUGACUUCUAUUUGGCGUGCUUUUGCUUGGAUUUAUAUUAGUGUAUUUAUUUUACCAAAUGGGAACGUUUAUUUAGUUGCUAGUUACCAAGGAUUAUGAAUAUCACAUCAUGUAAUGAAAAGUGUUCCCGUGUACCAUGAAUGCUCAAACUACCCGGGGAGCAGAGGUUUCUUUCUGGCAUGGCUUUUAGCAUUUGCGAAGUCGUUCGACAAGCCACGCGGACGACUGUACUUCGCAAAUGCUAAAAGCCAUGCCACAAAGAAACCUCUGCGCGCCGGUCAUGCUCGAACUAGCAUCUAGGGCGAAUGUUUCAUUGUCUGAAUCUGGAGAGGUGCUCCUAUUCAAUUUCCAACCUCGUUCCCAGGUGCGAGUAGGAGGGACCCUGAAAACGAGGUUACGCCUCAAGUCUUUCUACAAAUUUUCGGUCUCAAUUUGACAUUUUCUUUGUUUCAAAUGAUCAGCAGAAUUCCACAUUAAUGGAUGUUUGGUACAUAAGGUUUUCUUUCUUCCGGUUGACGUGAGUCGCUCAAAAAAGUCUUAUGCUUAAGCUCGCUAUUUGAUGUCCUGAAAUGAGUCAUUUCCUAGUGAUUGUAUAUAAAAUGCUUUAUUAUUCAAUCAAAAUAUUUCUCUGUUUCUGACUGGGGCUCAAAUCCCCCGAAUGGCGCUGACCAAAUUUAGGAGGCGUUUGCGAUAUCCGGUAAUAUGGCGUCAAUAUAUAAUAAAGGAUAUGGCGAGAAAAUCGGACGGCAGCCCGGAAGCCCCGGGGACGAGUUUUGCGUUAGGUUAGUUAGAAAAAAUGGGGGAAGUUUUCACACGCUUUGCAAAGAAGAAAUAGCCAAACGUCUACUUAAAACAUAGCAUUAAGAACAGAAAAAGUACAUUUCGGAAGAUGACAAAUUCUGUUUGAAGGAAUGUAACACAGUCCACAACAUUGAUUGCCAAUUCUCCAGUCGUCCCACGAAGGAAGGGGGCCCUGGAAACGAGCUUGACGGUGCUGUAUCCUGAAAUAUAGAUUGCAAAAUAGUUUUCUUUUUCUCAAAAUCCGUUUUGCGCCGGCGUGAUAUUUCGCGCGUCUCUCUCCAGUCCUACUCUCCGUUUUCACCCUUACACCAGACCGUCAAUCUAGGAACAAAAUACGGUUUGUUUUGCAGUCUACCUGAAAUAAUAUCACUGAUAUGAUUAUGAUAUUCGAACUUCGAUGAAAGACAUUUUGUAAAAACGUUCACGACUCUUAUGAGUUAUACAGGCACUACUCAAUAGUUUCCAUGUCCUUCUACAAUUAAAAAAAUUAAGAAAAACCAAUCUAACCAAUUGAUUGAAGAUUUUUGAGGCCCUCCAGUAAACAAGGUAAAAUAAGAAGGUUUCCAAAUGUUUCUUUUUUACUUAAAAAAAAAAGAAAGAGGUCAAUUUGCUAUUAACUUGAAAAAAAUGCAGGCGAAAACACGACGUGUCUCAGAGUUUGUUUUCUAAAAUCCGGAAAAAAAUAUUAUAAUCACUUUACAAUUCAUGUACUUAAGUCUAAAAUUAUCCCAAAUGUUGUGGCCAACAUUCAGGACUUUGAAGUUAUUUUUGUCUCACAUUUAAGAGCAUCUGACAUAAAACUUUCAAGAGGUGCUAUCUCAACGAGACCUCAGCUUGAACUUGGAGAAUAACUCUUUAGGGUUACGUUUAAACAGUAACAAACAAGACGUAUCUCCUGUUUUAGAAAGAAUCACACUUUUGAUCACGGCAAGGACGAGUGAGCUCUGUGUUUCUCGUAUUGCUGUUUUCCAAAUGCAUUGGUAAUAUUGGGGCAUCGCGUGAUUUGAUUUUGCUUUUAGCAUGCUCUUUUGAUCUUUGAUUAACAUUCAUUGAGAGGAUUAAACAGCCAACACGUACGGUUCAGCGCAGAUUUAACCCAGCUUCACUCCUAUUAUAGUGACCAAAGAAAGAAUUCGCCCCUCCCCCCCUCAAAAAAAAAGUAAAGAAUAAAUAAUAAAUCUACAAAUUUCCCUUUGUAAUAUUCCUUGCUAUAAUAAAGAGGCCAUAUGAUAACUCCUUAGGGUUUUUAUCCACUAAUUGUACAAGUUGGAAUCGUAAGGAGUUUGAAAGGGUUAAUACCCACUUGACGAUGGGGACAAUUAUAUUACUGAAGGAAAACCUUUCAUUCCCUUGGGCUGGUAACCAAUUAAUUAAAAGACAAGGAAGAGAGAUUUUUUACUUAAAUUAAAAGUCUCUUCAUUAACGUGAUAAUGAAAACAAAAUAUAUAGCACUUUGUGAAAGCCGUCGACCUUAAAGUACCAAGCUGUACCAGCUAAAGAACUACCACUGAAAAGGUGUCUUUAGUGAAUGGUGAAGAAAGAAUAUUGGAUUUUCUGUCUCCGGAGACUCCUCGAAAAUCGAGAGAAGGCGAACAUAUUUCGUCCGUAAACUUAUAUUACUGUGUUACACCUCGGCUCAUUUAUCGCAAGGAACAUUUUCUGUUAAUCAACGCACAGACGAAGCGUGCAGAUCUUAAAGAUUUUUCUGAAAGGUUCAUUCCGCAAACAAAUCGUUAACUUUAUAUCUGGAACCUGAUGAAUGAAAGCACUUGAAAACAAUGCUUAACAAGACUUUAGCAGACUGACUAAUCAUUGAGGAUUUGGUGUCAGGUUUUGUAAGGCAAAUUUAAUUCGCUAAAUCCGUAACCUACACCAAGUGCAUUUUUGCACAUAUAAUAAACCCAUGUCAGCUUUUGUUACCACAGAGAAACAAGAAACCUGAACUUACUCGUGUCGUUGGACAAAAAACCGUCAACUGCGGUAGGUGCCGAAAAUUUCUUUUCAGCUCACACGUCUUCGUAAACAGGCCUAAAACUAACUUUAGCGACAUAUUGGAAUUAAUUAAGGAACUGUAACUCGAAAAUAAUUUUAAUCCUUCAUGACCGAACGUUAAUAAUGGUAAUUGAACUGAGUGGAGUGCAAUUUGGUCUGAAAUCAUACGUGUGAUUUCAAAAUCGAACGAGCGCGCAGCGCGAGUUCGAUUUGAAAUCACAAGUAUGAUUUCAGACCAAAAUUGCACGACACGAAGUUCAAUUACCACUUUAUUACAUCCAUUUUGAAAUCGCAGAAUUUAGUCAGUACUAAUAUUUUAUUGAUCGAGCAGCCGGUUUGUUAAAAAGCCGAAACAAAAAUGUUUUUACAUCUCAUUUUUUAUUCGCAACAGAAAUGAUGCGAUAUAGAACAAAAAUGGUGCGAUUUAAAACAGAAAUGAUGCGAUUUAGAACAUGAAUGACGCGAUUUGGAACAGAAGCGAUUUAGAGCACAAAAUGGUGCGAUUUAGGAAUAAAUCACACUGCUGAGAGCCAAUCAGAUUGCAGGGAUAGCCAGUGAUUUCAAAGUGGAUGUACUAAAGGACAAAAUUGUCUUCCGAGGAUUCUUGUAUCUUCAUAAACUUUAAAACAUACAAAUAACUUAAUAAGAAAUGCCUUUACCGCAGAGCGUUUAUUUUGGAUUUAAAUCUCCAACGAAGAGUUUUUGUUUCCAUUUUUGUGAUGCCUUGUAUUCUUUUUGGGUUUAUUCUGUAGAAGUUGGCUUCUCGGAAUAUGAAAAGCGUACUGGAGCUGAAGAACUUAUUUCUCUUCCAUGCAUGCAAGUUAUUUGGCUCGUUUGCUUUUAGUCAAAACAAAGGUCAUUCAGUGGUACGCAAUUCACCUCAUAUUGAAAGAUGAACUUGAAUCUAAAAGUCCUAAAAAUAAACAGAUGUCUGAGAAAGCAGAGGCAAAAUAUUUUUCUUUUCUUUUUUAAAGUUUAAUCCUGAUUUUACGGCGUUCGCUCUCUCCUGACAACUUAUCGCUAAGUUAGGCAACAGUUCUAAUCAUGUAGCUAAAUGAAAUAUAUUGUAUAUUUGUACAGCCUGAAAGUCUUAUGCUAGGAGCAAAAAAAUUCGUUCAAAACUCCAAGCAGCACGGCUUUCGUAGUUUGUGAAGUGUUAGAAAAACAAAAUCCAAGACAGUCUCUAUCAGGCUACUGAAUUGUAUAGAAGUAUAUUUAAAAUCGUAGUACAAACACUAAUAGGUUUGGUUCUUUGUUAUUUUCAGUCUUUUCUUCUUUCUCUUUUUGCUCAAAACUGGGGAUUUCAAAGGAAAACAAAUUUCAGUAAAUUAAUCCGAAAAUUACCAUACCUCAAGAAAUUAUUGGUCUAGUCUUGGUGAAAAGGUUAAAGAAAUGUUUUGGAGAGUCAAUAGACCUUUGUCCUAUUGUAAUCUGAUUCCGUCGUUAACCAAGAAAAACACAUCAAAAUUAAAAAUUAGAAGAGGAUCUUAAAAUAACUAAACAUGUGCACUUGCGCUUGUUUUAACAGCUGAGCCUUGAAGUAUUUUAGUAUUUAAGGCCUCAGAUUCUCAGAGAAUAAGCAGAUUUACCAAAAACAACGCGACGACACAGACUGACGACAGUGACAAAAUGUUGGCGCAGAUAUCUGGGAGUUUAGGGACGGACCAUUAGAAAAGUUAUGGGGGAGCGGGGGAAGAGUUUUCGAGCCGCAGGAAUUUUUUUUCGCUAUCAAAUUGCUUGUAUGAAUUUUUUUUAGGCCGCAGCAUGAAUAUUUUUUUAGGGUUAAUUGCCGUGCAUGAAUUUUUUUCAUUUAAUUUCCCCUUGCGCGAAUAUUUAAUUUGUACUUCGCCCGCCCCCCAUAAGUUUUCUAACGGUCCGUCCCUUAAGCAGCGAGGUUUUUGAGCAACGCACGUUAACCGUAAGUUAACCUUUUUCUCUUUCAAUAUGCCUUGACGGUACCAAAUUUGUAUUUUAAGUGUCUUAACUCUUAUUGAGACGAUUUACCCAAAAAUUUGUUCAAGAGCAUAGCCCAAGAAUGCAAAAAGUCCACCUCCGGUUGACGUGCGUCGCUCAAAAACGUCGCUGCUUUAGCUCCCUAUUUUCCGUCAGUUAAAAGCGUCUCGACCAAUCGCAGAGCGACAAAUUGUACACACCGGAAGUCGCUUAGUCCCUUUUUUUUCUUUCCUUUAUCCUUUUUGUCUGUGUUUCUGUGUUUCUUUCUUUUUUUAUUCUUCCACGUCGAAGGAACCUAAGGAUCGAUGAUGAAACCCUUCGGGGUAGUAUUUGAACCCAAGAAUUCCCAAAAGAACGAACCCUUCUCUUGGACCUUCUAGCAGAAGCAGAAGAAACAGAGUUUCUGCUCUUGGAUAAGAAGACUGUAAUGAAAUAGUUACUCGGUCAAAUUUUAAUUAACACGAUAGCACCUUCAAAACCUAUAAAAAUGUUUACCAGCUCAUCACUUAAAGACGUUCCAUUUUUGCCGGUCAAUUAUUGCAGAAUAAAGGCUCUCUAUGAAAGACAAUGAAGCCAUUGAACGUAAGGUUGUAAUUACAUUGUCGAACUGAAAAUAAUAUGAAUAAAUCACGGUGUUGACGCGGCUUUUUGUGAUUAACACCUGUUUUUUAUUGCAUUUAUAGAAUACAUUGGCAGAAUUUAGUGAAUAAAGACAUUGCAGUUAUCUCGAUCUGUAUCGUAUUAUCGCCAGCUACGACACGGAGAUAACAACGAUUACUUUGGUGGUUAGUUACUUUUGGCAGAUCAGUUCAGUUGACGAUUUUAAACAGUAAUGAUUCUGGUCAUGUUUCAUGACGGGCCUUUUCAUUGAAAACUAUACUAAUAUCUUAUUGCCAAGUCAAAGUUAAUUUCGAGUCAAACAGAGAAUAUUCAUUAAAAUACAAUGCACCGUAGUUAUUUGCUACCUCUUUAAUGAAGCUUGUCAGUAAUGGCUCUUUAAUGGCGUGCUUGUGUUUCUGUGGGAACAAAUCAGCUCAGUUCUGUUGAGAAGUGUUUGUUUUCUAUUUGUGUGGUCUUUGGAAAACACGCAGCAAGUGCAUAAAAAAUGUAACAGCUUUUCUUGCAAGAACUGAAUGAACCGUUGUACCACAUUAUUCUGUCACCACCGUUUGGUCCAAUUUUCCAAGGCUUUUGCUUUAAGCCUCAGCAUCAUCGAAGAGGUCAACUGAGAGGUAUUUAUUGAUUAAGAAAUAUCUAUUUGCCUUUGGUAAAGACGCUUUUCGUGUGCACGUAUAUUAUCAGUCCAUAUCCAAAGCAAUGAAUGUGACUAUACUUCAUGCUCAUUCCGUUGUUACGGCCCGUCAAAGUUAGUACAUAUCUCAGGUGAUCAACUAUAGGUAUACCGGUUUUGCAUAAUUCUUUUAGGUACACUGAGUGUAAUUACUGCUAUAAUCGUGGCCUUAACUGACGAACGGCCAACGAUGGAGAAAAUGAGGCAAAAUGUUAGUCAGCGCAUUGCUUAGUUGUCUUGUAAGAUAUGGACCUCUGAUCAUCAAUGCAGCUUGCUGGUAAAUGACUCUCGUACUCGCUUCGAUGGCUAAAAAGGAACCGCUCUCGGUCGACAGUUUCAAAACAUUUAGAGAGUGUCCCGUCAUUUUAGAUUCUAAAUAAUUGCAAACAAAGAAAGCAAUAUGUUGUCCUGUCGUUUGUCGAAUGAAUUAAUUCUGAUAUGAAGUCAUACAAAUUGGUUACUGAUUGUUACUUUCCUGCAUGCAUUUUCUAACAAUUUUGGAUUUCACUGCGUAAAUGGCUGUCAGUCCUUCCUAACUGUUACUUGAAAACCAGAGUUUAUUGUUAGAGGUAGUAGCCAUGUUCAAAGUGGCUAUAACUCUUGAUGGGAGAUGCGUUUGUAUAGUUCACCGACUACAAGGUCCAGAAACCUUAACCUUUUUUCCUGUCUUUUGUAGGAUAGAAUGAUACUUUCUCCUGAGGUUUGGAUUCUCGUAGUGUCAGCUUUUGUUUCUCUAGCAAACGCCGAGAUCCCAAGGGACAACGAUGACGAAGGUAUGCUACCGGGGCUGGCUACAGAAAAGAGGCAAUGCAAUGACCUUGAAAACUAAGUCUCCACUCUUUCUUAGUGCUUCUAAAGCUCUUAAUGCCUUCUGUUGGAUUUUUAUGUAAAACGUAUGGCGAGCUGUUACAAAAUAUUCGUAAAUUCGGACACCUUUCUACCACUGAGUUCCCUCCCAUCUUCAUUUUCGGCUAAGUAGCCUGGCCGGACGUCCUCUUUGUUAUGAAUUCAAAAUUUGAAGACUAGGGAAUAGCAUGUUACAAUUAACUUCCUCGUCUUUAAAAAAUAAAGAUUUAAUGGGAAAUGUACUUUCAUACUGAAAACUGUGGGUAACUACCACGUCAAGUCAAAGUGGCUAUAUUUUCAUUACUAAAUGCUUACAAGUUAGAUUAAAAGCAAAAACAACAAGCGACUGCAUACAGAAACCAAAAUCUUGCAUUGCCUCAGUCACGUGUUAAAAAAUCCUAUAAGUUGACGAAAAUUCAACGAGCCCGCCCGAGGCAGGACGACUGUUAAGCUUUGUAAAAACCUACCGUAAAACCUAUAGGUACCAGCCUCCACUUCAGGCGCUUCGUUUUUCCCAUGCAUGGUUUCGCAUAGAGGCGACCGCAAAACGCGAAUGACUGGUUACGAAGCGCAACGAUCCAUGGUAAGGGUAAAGACGGGAGUCUCGCCCGUUUUCUCCUUCCCGCCAUCCUUUACGCCCAAAUUUUCAUCGAGAGAGAGAGACGUCUGGGUAUGGGGCAGUAUAGGUACAUGUACGGUGUUCCAAUCAGGGUCCGCAAUUGUAAUCCGUUAAUUAUAUUCGGAAAGUACAUAAAAUAUUUCCUAGCGCCGAUGGGUCUUUAUAAUUGGUGUUUUCAGUGUUGCUGAACUAUUCCUGGCAAAAAAAUGACACGCUUAUAUUUUUAUUUUCAUUAACAGAGGAAAAUUCCAGCCCAAGGAUGAUGCCAGAUUUCUGGUUGUACGGUGACAUGAAACUAACGUAUCACCAGGAAGCACUUCUUGACUUACCAAGCAGCCAAGACAACCUUUCUAUCCCGCCUAAAGCACCUGCUGCUACCAGAGAGAAAACCUUACUAUGGGACAAUGGAAUUAUUCCUUACGUGUUUGACUGCAGCUUAGGUAAUUUAGAAAAACUUGAAUUAGGCCCUGUUCGGACUACGACGAAAAUAGAGUUUAGCGUUUUGUUAUCACUAGUCUUUCGUUUUUGGUCGUCAAACUGGGGAAUGACUUAGUUAAAACGAUGAUGCCCUUUAGUUUAAGUCACAGUAACAGUCACUUGAGUACCAUGCUCCCUCCUCUUUGGCCCGUGUCACUGAACUUCUCUGGUACCUUAUCACCCAGUGGACUUGAACAAAAUAACCCCUCACUCGUGAUAAAAUCCCUACAGCAGUAAGUCUGACUUGCUGGUUGCUUAAUCUAGUGGUAUCUUCUUGCAGAAAAUAUGCCUGAACUUCAGAGGAUUGUUAGAUUAGCUAUGGACGACUGGGAGUCUAAAACCUGCCUCAAGUUUGUACCAAGAAAAGAUGAAAGCGAAAUGGAUUACGUCACAUUUUUCAGAGGGACUCAGUAAGUUUAUUGGCGCAAUUAUUCAUUGGUUAAUUGAUCAUUAUCAACUCCUGCGAAAAAACGCAGAAAUAUGGUCAUUCCUUUUCUUUGAAAAAAAGUCUCCAUAAUACGUGAGUUCGUUUUUAGUUGUUGUUAGUUUUCGGCGAAGCUCCGUGUUUUUGUUUGUUUGUCUGUUUUUUUCUGAGUUUACCGUAAGUGUGUGACCACCCAAGCGAGCACAGCUGUGACUGUAACUUGGUCUGACAGUUCUGCUGUUUAGCAGAGAACGUAUUGCAUGCCCGCACUCUUAAGGUACAAUACAAUUGCUGAGUGCCAUGUUAUCCACUAAUAAUAGUUCCUCUUAACCCUUUCACUGCCAGAGUGCUUGAUGGAGUUUUGUAAGGUGACUCUAAAUGAGUCUUCGGACCGUAUCCUAUGAUAUGAACAUUCAACUGAAAGCUCUCUGCCAGUACUUUCACAUAGUGCUAUUUAAUUUGUUUUUCAAAAUUUAACAAGUUGAGAUUUCGAAAUUUGGUCGAAAUUCGCUUUUGGCUAAAUUUGGAAGCGAAAGGGUUAAACUCUGAGUGGCGUGUUACAUACGUUUAACAUGGGGAUAAGACAGAAAAUAAUCAGACAAAUGUAGUCUCGCGGUAGCUUUCGAUACGUGGCCAACAAGAGUACUUUCACGGGAAAAAGCUGGUGUUUUGGAAAGGUGGUCUAUAGAGGUUUCAACGAUGACCGGAAGAUUGCAUUAAGCAGUAACUUAUGUCGCUUUUAAAAGGCAGGUGCAUGGUCGCCUAUAAGAGAGGUAUUAGGUUCGACUGCAUGUAAAUUACUUUCCAAACAUUAAUCGCGCUAUUUCUUGUUCAGUUGAUCGGCAUGCGUCCGUCUACAACCCUCUUAUUAUACUCUCCUUAUAAUUGUGUUCAGCUGUUACAGCACAGUGGGCAAGGCGCGCAGUGGACGUAGGGAAGUCUCCGUUGGAUUUGGCUGCGAGUAUCAUAACGUGAUGGUUCAUGAAAUAGGUCACGUGAUUGGAUUUUGGCAUGAACAUAGCAGGCCAGACAGAGACAAGUACGUGAGGAUAGUUUGGAAAAACGUAAACAAAGGUAAGUACUAGAAAUACGUGUCUCGCUAAAAACCUAGCCAGUCUUGGGUGGAAAAGGGCCACCUUAGUUAAGAAAGCUGCUUUCGUUACAUAACAGAAUCCGCGAGCUUGCAAGAUGAAGCGAUUCCUGUGCUCUGAUUGACUACAUAGCUGGCAAGAUGGACCCAUCGCAGGAUUUUCCGCGUUGGUCCCGCGAGAAAAAGUUCUCUUUUCGCCAUAUGAUAAAUCUUCUAUUGAUUAAGCUUUUUCGUUCAAGAUGGCUGUAUAUUAGCCUCGUUCCUCUUUGCACUUUUAUUGACUUCGACUUAGUCUCGGUCAAUUAAAACGCAGAAUGUACCUUGGCCAACUGCAAUAUCCAGCCAUCCUGACCACACGCUUGGUCAAUAAAGCAUAUAUGGGAAUUGUUACAUUACUGUGCCGGUUGUUCCGUGAGUUUUUCUUUCUUUACAAUACGGGCUAACGCUUUUUCAGUCACCACCCAUUCAUUACCGUCAUUUCCUCCUUAACGAUCAGGUUGGGAGCACGCCUUUAUGAAACAAACAUGGCAAGCUGUGGACUCCCUAAAUACCCCGUAUGAUUACUCCAGUAUCAUGCAUUACAAGUUAAACGCCUUCUCACGGUCAAGCAGGAGAAAAACCAUCGUGCCCCUGAAGAAAGUACGAGCGCGCCCCUAUAGAAGGAUCUCUAGAAUUGACGCUCUUCAGGUCAACCUAAUGUAUAAAUGUGACGGUAAGAAUUUAAACUGUUACGAAAUUUCAUAACCUGCUUUGAAACAGGAUUCACAUGGAUAUCAUGAGCAAACCUGGGUUCAUUUUGCUAAAACUAAUGGUGUGAAGCAUCCUUUUUUUACCUUUUCCUUCUGACCUUGUCCCCAUCACGAUACCUUCUCAUCAUUGUCAGGAUGAAACACAAUGGAUACCAUAGUUCGCUACUCUACUUAGCGCUAGAAGUUCUGGAAGCUUCUUAGCUCUUGAAAAUAGCCCUAAAGUGGUUUUUCUUCAAGAUGUUUUUUAAAGACCCCGGUGGGCCUUUUUAGUUUCGUUUUAGAAAACUAAGACCUGCUUUGACUUGUCUCUUUUAGAUAAGAGUCAGCGGCAACGAUCGUCGACAAACAGUGGCAACCAUGAAGGCCCAGCUCGACCCGCGAGGAGUCUUGUAAGCAUUAGAGGGUAUAUUGACCAAUCUUCAAACCAAGGUAAUUGUUUAUUAUCCAUCCGCCUCGCAUUUUCCAUUCUCAAGGAGACACAUAUUCAUACAGUGUAAAAUAAAGAAACGGAAUAGCUCAAACUGGCUAGAACUGUAAUCUCAAGCUUUGGUCUUUUACAUUACCUCUUCUUUUCUAAAAUUAUCUAAAAUGAUCGCCUGACAAUUACGCAGUAGCAUGUCAGUAUCGAUCCGGAUAUGUUUAAAAUUUCCACAGAAAAACCGGAGAAGACAGAUGAUCCAAACUGUCGCGACACAAGCAAGGCUUGCGCUUACUGGGCUCAGAAAGGUUUCUGUAAAACACGCCGUGACUUCAUGCUAACGGACUGCAAGAAAAGCUGUAACUCUUGUGACGCAGGUAAUUAGCUGUUAGAGGGCUUUGCAACUAUAUUUUGAUUAUCCAUCUACCGAGUUCUGCAGUACCUUUUUUUUAAUAUAUAACCUUUUAUAUCAGAGUAUGUUUGUAACACGCAACUGUACUUUGAUAAACUGUGCACUCCAUGUUGUUUUCUUUUAACAGCCAACAAGGUUGAAGAUAAUUCUGAGAGUGAAUGUGUAGAUGACAAGGAAGCUUGCGCAAUGUGGGCUAAACAUGGCUACUGUGAAAGUAGACCAGAUGUCAUGAACGUCAAAUGCAGAAAGAGCUGCCGAAUUUGCAGUAAGUCAUUGUGGUUAAGAGUAUUAUAUCAUAAGCAAACACUUUAAGGAGUCGAUGUUGCGCCAUAUGUAGAAGGUUGUUAGUUCUGAAUAACCCCUGACCUGUAAUUUCUACCUUUAACGGACUCCGUCCUUCAUUGUUGACCUUUGUGUCUGUAAGUUUACGGAGGAGGCAACGUGGCUGAGUGAUUGGAACGCUUGAUUUUCCAUUCUGGGGACCCCUCCCUGAUCGCAUGCUGGAGUUGUUCUCGGUAGUCCCGAGUUCAAAUCCUCGGUCACACUUGUAAAUAACCAACUGGUUUGCCUCGGGCCAAUUGGGAUUUUUUGUUUCAGUUGCUUUCUCGGCCCCACUAGCCCUUAUGCUAUGUAAUACUGCCAAAGGUUAAUAAAGGUUUGUUUAUUUAAUUUUAUUCAUUUUAUGAGAAAUAGUAAUUUUUAUCCCUUUUCAGCUGAAGAAAAAUGCAUGGACCGAGAUCCGCGAUGCCGAGCUUGGGCGAGGUGGAAAUAUUGCACCACUGAUCGAUACAAGCACAUGAUGAUGCAGGCGUGUAGGAGAAGCUGUGCUUUUUGUGUUGCUGGUAAGAUAGGGUUCUCUCGCCGUCUCUCAUAAUCCUUUUCGCUCUGUUUUCUUGCUCGUAUCUCCUUGCGCCGUCCCCAUUUUUCAAAGAAGAACUAGCAAGGUCAGUAAGACGCGCUUAAUCAGUCUUUCCAAUGGCACCGCGCGUUUUCUCACUAGUUACCACGAUCGCUGCACCUGCCCUUUUGGAACCUGAAUCAUGUUCAGAAUAGGCUAAAGGCUACUUCGAAAAGGGGUGAUUGUUGCCGCCUCUCACGCAGACGUGAUGAAGCCCUAAAGAACGCUUGCGUAAGAAGAUUGUCCUGUCCUGUUAUCGUGUUAAAAAAAAAGAGAAAUUUUCUGAUCACAACUUACGUUGCAUCUUAGAAACCCAUGAUUGCAAGGAUAAGGUUGCGUCCCGCUGUCCCAGGUUGAAAGAAGAAGGAUAUUGUAAAUCUAUGGACCCGGAUGUACGGCUACGAAUGAGGAAUAUGUGCGCAAUGACCUGCAACUUUUGUCGUAAGUAGAAUGUUAACAGUGUAUGAGGCCAAAAUCGAAAUAAGACAAAAAAGGAAAAUUAAUCGGUUUCAAAACGUCUAGUCUUGUUUCAUUUUCAUAAAAGUGAUACAUAUUCGUACCUUGAAACUUUUGUUACAUAACUUUUUUGUACAUCUUAAACGAGUUUUCAGCUUCUUAAAUAAACCUAUGAGUCUCAAAGGGGUUUGACAAUUGAGCCUUAAAAAGCCCAAAAGGUGGAAAUUUCAAUCGUUAGUAGUGAAAAUGUUGACCGUUAAAAAUAUACCAGCCCCUUCCCCUCCCCCGGUGAGAUGGCUUGUUUGGCCUUCACAUGGUUCAGUCUCUUGGCUAAUGGACCCAAAAGGUUGGAGUCAUUCUUUUUAAUAGCCACACCCCCGCCCUCUCCUAUGGAUGAUGUAAGUUGACUUUUACCCCCAAGAGAAAGAAAAAGAUCAGAGAGUGCCGACACAGUCACCCCUCAAAAAUAAGUUUCAAGGCCCCCCACGGAAAAUCUCAUCCAUAGGGAGUGUGUGGAUAUUAAAUGGAAUAGCCCAUAAUUAACAUUGUUGUGGUCUUGUUUCGAUCCAAGGUAAAAUUAAGCAAACAGAGGGCGAUCCAAGACCGCCCAGGCGGCCUCCUUGUGUAGAUACCUUCCCGAUGUGCUUCGGUUGGUCCAGGCUAGGUUACUGUUCCUCCAACACAAGAGAACGAUUUAUGAGCGAGUACUGCAAGCGCAGCUGUAAUCUGUGUUCCUCCAUCAAUCCUGAGUACAUAAGUACGUGGUAAUAUUUACACCUAUUUGAUAUUUCAGUAUUGCUGUUACAAUAGAAAGUCAGAGUUAUAGAAUAAGGCCCCCCUAAAGAACCGUAAAAUUCCGAAAAUAAGCCCCGGGGCUUAUAUUUUUCAAAGGCCCUUUUUGAGGGGCUUAUAUCCGGAGGGGCUUAUGUACGGAGAGAAAUUUGCGUUUCAAAAUCAAUUGGGCUAGCUUGUAGUGGGAAGGAAAUUUACCAUUUUUGCUUUGUUUUACUUUGUAUUCGAGGGCAAAUUCCAAGUACAAGCCCCCCGGGGGGCUUAUAUUUGGAGGGGCGAUUUAACGGAGGGUUUUUGCGUUACGAUUUUGAGGGGCUUAUAUUUGGAGGGGCUUAUUUUCGGAAUUUUACGGUAGCUUGCGUGUAGCUUCAGUCGAGACACGAGAUUUUAGCUCUUGUAGGAUGAACCGAUUCUGAAACUCAUUUUCAUAGGAUCUUUAAUGAAUCAUCUCUCAUCUCUCAUCCUCUGGCGCCCUGAUGAUCCUGCAUGGAUCCUUAUACGUUUCUGGGAAACUCCCCUCCUACCCUUCCACUAAGCUAACAUCAACACCUACUUCUCACAUAGGGUAAAACGUUGGCUUAAGAGAGGGGUAUAGAUUCUCGUAAGCUACCACCCUGAAGUGAUUGCUAGGGAUUCAGGACUUGAUACCUGGGAUCGGCUGAGUACAGUGAUGUCGAAUCGUGAGGUUUGGGAAGAAAUCUCUGUGAAUGUCCUGUCCGUUUGACGGGUAAAGGUCAACGUUCACGGCCAGAAAACGGAAUUGAACUUCAAGUUGAAUGCCGUGUCUUGUCCAGUGUUAUGUUAUCCUACUGUACCUAAUAAGCUGCACUUAAACGAAACCCCUGAUCUUGAGCCAGGUCUUGACUGAAAAACGCCUCAUAUAAAACAGAGUUAUACUUGAAUUCCAGCAAAAGAUCUCAGCGUUUUGCAUUGUAAUCAACUUGAACCCCUAAAUUUCUUUCAGCGAUGUUUCGCGACUGCACUCAAUAGUCCUUUUACUUCUCUUAAGCCUUACAGUCGUGCAUUGUUUCCUUAGGAGAAAAGUGUUUAGAUAAUGACAUUGACUGCGAAGAAAUGAAAAAACAAGGACAUUGUGAAUUAGAGAGAAAGAAGAGGUACAUGUCAUUCAACUGCAAGAGAACCUGUAACCUAUGCCAAAGGAAUCCUGGUGAGUUUUUGUUAACCCUUUAAGUCCCAANAAAUCUCUGUGAAUGUCCUGUCCGUUUGACGGGUAAAGGUCAACGUUCACGGCCAGAAAACGGAAUUGAACUUCAAGUUGAAUGCCGUGUCUUGUCCAGUGUUAUGUUAUCCUACUGUACCUAAUAAGCUGCACUUAAACGAAACCCCUGAUCUUGAGCCAGGUCUUGACUGAAAAACGCCUCAUAUAAAACAGAGUUAUACUUGAAUUCCAGCAAAAGAUCUCAGCGUUUUGCAUUGUAAUCAACUUGAACCCCUAAAUUUCUUUCAGCGAUGUUUCGCGACUGCACUCAAUAGUCCUUUUACUUCUCUUAAGCCUUACAGUCGUGCAUUGUUUCCUUAGGAGAAAAGUGUUUAGAUAAUGACAUUGACUGCGAAGAAAUGAAAAAACAAGGACAUUGUGAAUUAGAGAGAAAGAAGAGGUACAUGUCAUUCAACUGCAAGAGAACCUGUAACCUAUGCCAAAGGAAUCCUGGUGAGUUUUUGUUAACCCUUUAAGUCCCAAGAGUGACCAACAUCAAUUUUCUCCUGACAAUAUCCAUACAGUGUCAAGAGAUAAGGUUGUGAGAAUUAAUAAAAUGAUCACCAAAGAGAAAAUGCCUUGAUUUUUUUAUGAAAUUCUCUCAACGUAUUCUUUAAGGAAAUGUAUUGAGAUCAGUUCGGAGAAUUUGUAUGUGGAUAUUGGGGCUUAAAGGGUUAAUUAAAAAAAAAACUGCCCGGUGUAAUAUGGUAUAUGUAGGGCUUCAGCUGGCUCAUUCCUUAUUUGAAUUCCCAAGUUAAGGACAAGAACGUGUUAUUGCCGUCAAUUCAAACGUAAAUUUUGGUCGGCAAACAUUGCUUUACAUUUAUUUUAAAAAGGAAUGAAAAAUUUAUAUGACUGAAUCGAAUCUAUUUUGACCGUAGAACAGGUAUAACUGUCGAAAUUCCGGUGCUUAACCCGAGACCCUCCAAUAUUUGAUGGAAGUGGAAUUUGCAACCGGCCUGAGGGUAACAUUCACUCACAUUCCAAAUUAAAGUCAUUUUAUUUAGAAGCACAGUCGUGUGAGUCUAUUUAAUCCGCGGUAACAAAUGACUCAGAGUUUGAGAUUGUAAUUCUGAAAUUUGACAGGAAACGAAAUUAUCAAUGUCUUCCAACGAAAAAAUAGUUUUCAAAAAUCUGAGUGCAUAUUUGUAGAUGAAAUUCUUUAAGGCAUCCAGGUUUACUGUAAGAUAUUAUGCAACUGAACUUUUUUCGGGGAUCUAGCAGGAGAAUGGGUGGAGAUUUCACGAACUAAGACUCUUUCCUAGCUUUUUUAUAUAUUAUUAUGUGGGCAGGGAGAUACCCAGGAGGACUUCAGAUAAGAUUUUCAGUACGAUACUGAGUGCGAUUGCGAUUCAACCAAUGGAAAGGAUAAGAAGUCUAGGGACAUAGCGGACUUGAAAUUUAAUCGUCGUCGACUCGUAUGCUACUAUGAAAGAUAUCAAUACAGAUAUUUAGGAGCUUUAGCAUCGACGACGGCAAUUGCAACGAAAACGUCAGUUUUAAAACGAAUUCCCGUUUUUUCAAUCUUUGUCGGGUUCAUUCCAAUUUGCUGAAAAUGGCAAGUGUAGGCGAAUCUCCCUAGAGUUGAUUUCUUGAGGACCGCACUCAAGUUCAGAGAGCGAAAAAGAGAUUCGUCGUCGCUUGUUUACGUCCUCCAUAAAACUUGUAAUUAGGUAUUUUCGCGUCGUAGUCGUGCAAGGACGGUAAAGAAAUGUACAAAAAAAGCGUGAUGCACGUGCAAAGUUGUUAUUUUGCGUAAUAAACCUAUUGCUUUUUUGACGUCCUCUUUGCCGUCGCCGUCGUCGUUGCUAAAGUUCCCUACUUGUUCAAUGUUUCUUUUUCAUUAGCAAUGCCUCCACCGUGUACAGACAAACACAGAUUCUGUAAAUACUGGGCGGCACGUGGUCACUGUCACAUCAAGGCACUUUACAUGAUGUCAAACUGCCCCAGCAGCUGCAAUAUUUGUGAACAUGGAAUAUAUGAAAUCAGUAAGGCAUUUAAAGUAGAAUACUCCUAUAUUAUACUCCUUUUAGCCCGCGUAGCAGACGCGAUGAGCGCGAGGGAGGACAAGCACGUCAUCCUCUCUCGCGGCCACCGCUCUUGCCAAGCCUCGUUUUUAUGAAUUCGAAAACAGACCGUUCCGUGCUGCCGCCAUUUAUGAAUACGGCGUUUAUAAUUAUCCCUCAUGUAUCUAAUGCGCAUGUCCUCAUGUCCAUCGCUUAUCUAACGCUCAAUAUUUCUUUUGCACCUGCUACUUACGCUCCUAAUGAUUUUACAUUUACUACAUUUUAAAUUGAAGUUGAAAAGAGUGAGAUCAGUUAAGACGUUCACAUAUAUUUGAGGAAAAUCUGAUUAGAUCGUUCAAUCCCUUCUUCUUUGGAAACCAAGUGGCCCUGAUCAAAAAUGCAAGGAAAAUGACAUUCCUAGACAUAAUCUUGAUGGAUUCAGCGAACGCGAUGUUGAACCGGAAUGGGUGGAAUAGAUCAUUGUUCAGAGCAUCCCGACCGACGUUGCCGGAUGAUGAUGAUUUGGUACCGGCUUUUAUUACUCAGUUGUGCAAAAGUUUUCUUGACACUGAGAGACGAGCCAUGCUUACUGUAUACCCCGCUGUAAUCUUCGUAGGUUCUCCUCGUUACAAAGACGCUGAGUGCAUUGACAAACAUAAAAAGUGCUCUGAAUGGACUGAGGCUGGCUACUGUGACAUAUAUUCCAACUUCAUGUACAAGAAAUGCCCGCUUAGUUGUGAAGCUUGCUACCCAAGUAAGAAAUUAACUGCUCCUAACAUCACCUACUUACAGAUAAAACCGCUCUAUCUGUAAACAUUCCUUUCCUCCAAAACUAUAAGGAAAAUUGGGUAUUGACACCUGUUGAUCCCUAGCCUUCGUUUCAGGCUCUUUUAGUUUAGGGGGGAGGGGGAAGAGGGAAGAAAGGUUCCAACUUUCUCCCUUCUUUUCAAGCUAUAUCUACGCAAGAAGGGUUUUCCCUUGUCUGAGAAAACAGUCUAUAUAUAUAUUUCGCGAAGCCACCGGUGUUUUCCACGCGAAAUGACUUCUGAGAAACAAGCGCAGAUAUUCCAGGUUGACCCGGAUCUGAGUAGUGCUUCUGAUUGGUAUGAAAUUUUGCUUCAUCCAAUCAGAAACAGUACCCAGAUCUGGGUAGUGAUAUCUCAUCAGUAUGGAAUUUCGGCGCUUGUUUCUCGACUCAGACGUCAUUUCGCGGGAAAACCACCGGUGGCGUCGGUGCAUGCAUACCAGUCCUCUUUUUCCCGAACUUUCUCUAGCUCUUGUUAGUGGGCAUAGUGGCUUGUUAACAAGUUUGUGAAAAUAAUUCAUAAAGAGAAAACAAAGAAAAUCAGUGAUGUGCACCAGCUUUGGAAAUCGAGACCUAAUUGCCACAACAGUUUAUUUAAUUCGAAUUGCAAAUCACGACAACAGGACGAAAUUUUCUAUGUGAAACAAUGUUUCACAUUCGUAGUACCUUAUAGUUGAAAACAUGACUCCCUCCUCCUUUUCAUAUGAUGUACAAAUAAGAAAACCAUGAGAAUAGAAUACACAAGGCUGGAAGUUAGCCUAUUUUUAACUGGCCCAAGUUGUUCAAAAGCUGGAUAGCGCUAUGAUCCACCGUAUAAAUCUCUAUCCAGUGGAUAGUGCAAUUGGUUUCCCUAAUACUUAUCCACUGGAAAGAGAUUUAUCCAAUGGAUAGCUCUAUCAAGCUUUUGAACAACUGGGACCUGAUGUAUAAUCUUCUCAGUUUGCCAAUUUUCUUUGCUUGCAGAAAAUACACAAGCGCAGCCAUGCAAGAACAAGAUGGAUGAUGCUAACUGUGAACAUUGGGCAGGUCUUGGCUACUGUCAAAGCAGGGGCCUUUUCAUGCUUGACAAGUGUCAGCAUGCCUGUAAUUCAUGUCCCAAAGGUAACACUUCAGUAGUCCUAGAGAUCGAAAGAGAAUACUUUUAAGAGGGAUACACACGAAAGCAUUACCAGGACUACUUAGUUAGAAACGCAACUCACAACUCUCUCCAAAGGGCACCGUUAGGAUCGGCACCAGUAGUUUCUAUCUUGGAGAGUUAUCCGCGUUAUAGGGAGACGAGUCAAAGGAAAUAACGAACAAUGAAAGGGAAGCGGGGUGUCUCAUUUUAGGGAGGUUUUUCUGUUUUGUAGAGAUGUCUGUAACUUUCUACCUUAAUUCCAUCGCAGCCGUUUUUACUGAUAUUAGUUAAAAACAUUUACUGCAUUUUAUUAUAGUCUCCCAGUACUACACUUUACUUAGGACGAGUACAUGCAGUUUCUUGGUGUCUUGGUUGAAAGGAUAUGCCACUUUUUUCUUUUUGCCGGUAAAUCGUCACAAAUUGCAUACCGUCUUGCUCCUUAAAGAAAAAAUCAAAUUAAAGGCAUUUUUGAGGGCAGCCAAAGUCCUUUAUUAAAUGCUAGUUUUUGUCUGGAUGUUCAUUUAUUCACGUAGAAGUGUGAGGAAACUGGUAAAGGGGCUCCCAGCACAGUCGUUAAAAGCUUUAUUAUUACUUCACGACAACCGAUAUUUCAUCCCAAAAUCCAGAUUACACUAGUCUCCCUCGCAGCCAUUAGGAGCGUUGCGUGACAAAACUGCCGCCUGGUUAGCUCAUUUGGGAGAGCGCCGGUCUGCUGAGCGGGAGGUCGCCGGUUCAAACCCCUGCCGGACUUACACUUAGGGUCUUUAAAUAACUGAGAAGAAAGUGCUGCCUUUGUAAUGACAUCUGCAAAUGGUUAGACUUUCUAGUCUUCUCGGGAAAGAACCCACACUACUGUUCGAAAAGAGUAGGGGACGUAGACCCCGGUGGUGUGGCCAACCUCUACGGGUUUUGGGAUUGGGUAGGGAUGGCACCUUGCAUGGGACCUAUGAGUCCCGUUCGUGCCUAUUCCCUCUGGGCAGGCCUGUGUCCAGAAAAGCUUGCAAAACAAAACAAAACAGACAGAAACGGCUGCGGGGAGACUAAGAUUAUAUACAAGUUUUCCAAAAACGUACUUAUUAUAGUUAAACAUGAUGUCAAUAGGUUUUAGUUAAAAAGAGGAUCGUUGGUAUGGAGACAAUAAAUUAUUGCGUCUUCCCAUCUGGCACUCAUCAUAAUAUAUUUCCUUACUGCACUCCUGAUUUGCAAAUGUAUUUUUAUUAUUUAUUUAUUUGUCUUUUCUCUUUUUUAGAACCUGUCAAGAUUCAACCAGCACAACCAAAAGGUAUUGAGAACUUAGUGAAAAGAGACUUGAGUGCAUAGGUAUAAAGUAAUUAGACGUUUGAUGCGUUCGGAUUGCGAAACCAAGACAAGUUUCCUUAGAAAGCGACGUAUCGAAUUAUAGACCUUCUAAGAGGACGUAAGAGGAAAGCUAUGAUAUGUGUGAAAAACGAGCAAGACAAGCGAUCAUAAACGUUUUAAAGUUCGAAAGUUUUUUAAAGCUGGGCCAGCGUGCUACCUGCCUUGGAACCUAAGCCGCCCCUUGAUGAGGUUUUUCAGGGCUCAGGGAGCUAUUUGCUUCUUCACUUUGUAGGUAUUAAGUGUGAUGAUCCUUGUAAGAAGUUUCUUGAGCGUGGCCAGUGUACCACGAAAUGGAGAAGACGGUGUAUUAGAACAUGUUUAGCUCUGGGAUGUGAUGAAGAAGAAGUCAGACCAGAAGGUGAGAAAACGGACUGAAUCUUAAACAGAGCUCAGAUAAGACUCCCCGGGGUGAAGUGGCAAUUAAGGCAAGUUUGAGUUGGGACUUGCCGCCGAGCCCUUCAAACCCUGAGCAUGUUUAAGACAGAAACUGCUCAUUUCGCUGCCCUGUUUAAGACAAGAUAAGGUAGAGGAAUGAUUUACCGCGAUUAGAAUAACAGAAAGGGAAGAGCUUUUGUCGUAAAAAAAUUAAAUAGCACGAAAAUCAGUGAUUUCAAUAAACAAAAGAAAAAAACCUAAUUUGUGACCACUUUUAAAACACUAUUAAAUUUAUUUGGCGAUUCACAGUAAUACUAGUUUCGUCUAAAGACCUCUUUAGUUGAUCGCCACAGUAUUCAAAAUAACAGACACUUUACCUAGCAGUGCAAGAAAAAUAACCGCUAAAAUUCACUGAAAAUCAAUUAUCUUGAAUUUUUCGUUACUUAAAACUAAUAUAAGUAAUCCUCGGGCCCUAGUUGUUCAAAAGGUUGAUAACGCUAUCCACAAUUGCAAUCCAGUCAGGGAUAACGCAGUAGGUUUUUCUUAAUACUUAUUCACUGGAUAGUAAUUUAUCCAGUGGAUAGCGCUAUCCUCCUUUUGAGCGAUUGGGGCCAGAUGAAACUUAUAAUGUCAAUCAUACUGUAUUUGGCAGGUGCGGGGGGAAGAGGCGAGACUGUAAAAUUACUCAAAUAGCUAAUUCUUUGAAUCUGUUUCUUUGCUUUAAUUUGCCUUCUCUUUUCCAGGGACCUGUUCAGAGCCUCUGGGUGUUGGAUGGAAUUUUACUCUUCCGGACAGUGCAUUCAAAGCAUCUUCAAGUUUGUUGACAGGUCAGCGUUGAGGCACAGUUGAUAUAUUAAGGAUGGAUCAGGCAACACAUCAAGGCAUUUAAAUAACGAAAUCGAAAAUUGCAGUGUCGAACUGCUUCAAAUACGCCCUGUUGGUUCUAGAGCGGAGCUAAAUAUCUAAAGAGUAUUUGGCUUGACUUCCCAAGACAAAGCACUUGUGGAUAAACCAGGUGUAAAACUCGUUCAAAGAUUAGGUUUCGAGGGUCAACUCUUUCGUCAGUGCUUUUUUCGUCCAGACGAAGGGUAACAGUCGCAACAAGGGUGCGAGGGUUCGAGGAAUUAGGAUUCUACUGAAUGGAAUCCAAUUCCUCAAACCCUCGGUUUUUCGAUAUUCGCCAUAAUUCGGAUCAAACCUAACUUCCUUUCACCAGUGAAACACGUUAAUUUUGCGAAUGCUCCCGAUUUUUUCAAACCUCCGGAAAAGUUAAACCAAUUUGCUUUUCCCAAGAUGUUCGAAAAACCGGUUUCACUGUAUUGUCAGCGGCUGAUUUGAUUUCGAUAUACUUCGCCUCGAUUUCUUAACGCUUUAUCACUCAGACAACUGGCACCGCUAUUACUACAAAAGGUAGACCCUCCAUCCUUCCCUCUAUCCUUCCCUCUUUGACAAAUUGUGCUUUUACUUCCGGUUACAGGCGGAUGGGACUUUGGUGCUUACAAUGCACGACUUUACAAACAAGACAAUCGAUAUCAGAGGAGAAUUGGAGGAUGGUGCGCUAAAGACAAACAGAACGGUCAUUGGCUGCAAGUUGAUCUGGGAAAGAUAAAGUUUGUUACUGCUGUUGCCACACAAGGUAAAGAUGCUCCCCACAUGUGGUUUAAGAGAACUAGUUUAGAAUCACUUUUAACUUACUAAAAUUAAGGUGGCUCUGAACCCUCUCUAUAGGACCCUUUUUUAAUUCUCGUCAGCCUGUCAUUCAGUUUUGAAUAUUGAAUAUGAAUAUGAAUAUGAAAUGCUGUUUACAAUUUGAUAAUUCAAAAUGGGGGACAACGAAUUCGUUAUGAAGUUAUAAUAGACACUGAAUAGAGAGGAGAAAUGUGCCGUCAUGUUACCAUGGUNACUGCUGUUGCCACACAAGGUAAAGAUGCUCCCCACAUGUGGUUUAAGAGAACUAGUUUAGAAUCACUUUUAACUUACUAAAAUUAAGGUGGCUCUGAACCCUCUCUAUAGGACCCUUUUUUAAUUCUCGUUAGCCUGUCAUCCAGUUUUGAAUAUUGGAUAUGAAUAUGAAUAUGAAAUGCUGUUUACAAUUUGAUAAUUCAAAAUGGGGGACAACGAAUUCGUUAUGAAGUUAUAAUAGACACUGAAUAGAGAGGAGAAAUGUGACGUCAUGUUACCAUGGUGGCAAAAUUUCUGGAUCACAACAGUGACGACGGCGACGGCAACGAGAAUGGCAAAAAAGUAGUAGGAUAACAUUAGCAUUGUCUUCGAUUUCUCUUGGGACGACUGUAAUACCCAGGAGAAACUAGAAACCAUGGUUAAAAACUUAUGCAAAAUUUUGGGGGGUAAACAAGGUGAAAAUGGUGAAUAAACACUGUGACGAAUAGUGAACGAACGAAGGAAGGUUUGACAUUUAGCAUUUACAUAGUCACUUUCUUGAGAAGCUUUUAAAUAAGUUUCUGAUCGUUUAAUCACCCUAACAGUUACUUUUUUACCGGUAUUUUUUCAUCUGGCAGGUCGCGAUAAAUAUUUUGAGCAUGUAAAGUCAUAUGAAUUGGCAUUCAGUAAAGACGGACAGCGUUGGAACAAGUACAAAGAGGAUGGACGAUUCAGGGUAAGAUGAUGAUCAUCUGAUUUGUAAGAUAGCAACUCCCAUUACUAAAGUCCUCUGGGUGGCUCGGUUAGUAGACAGCAAGUAAGCAGUGUCCUAUGUUUUGACUUUUUUUCUUUUUAAGCCUAAUUCAGUAUAUGCUAUUAUUCAUUCAAAAGACCUUUUCUUAUAAUAAUUCACUUCCCCGUUGGCUGAGAACCACCGAUGAAGUUUGCCAACGAGAUAACGCUCACCGUAUUAAUUUUAUCAACUGUAGUCUAGACGGCGUGGAGGGCUUUUUCCUAGGCCGAGACAUCAGUGAGCUUUAGCAAUGACAACGGCGAUGCACGUCAAGCUUACCGUUAUUGGUACAUUUCUUUACCAUCUCUCCGAUCCGAUCCACGGCCACGACUAGAAAUUUGUUAUCUUAUGUGACGUUUCAUGGAGGACUUGAAUACAUGAUUAUGACGUACGACAAAUUGUUCUGUCUUGAUCUAAACUUGGGUUCAGAACAAGAAUUCAAUUUGAAGGAAAUUAUCGUCAUUUGGCAUUCUUAGAGAGUUGGACCAUGGUGUCAAAGUUUGAAAAAGCGCGAAGUCUUUUAAUAGUAACAAAGAGAACAUAAUGUGACAAUGCCCCACUAUCACCUUUUGGUGAGAGAGGACAGGAAGAAGAGAGAGCUUGAAUAUGGAAAUGGGAAUUUUCCUAACCUGAAUACGUUUUUUUUGUAGGUUUUACCUGGAAACUGCGAUAAUUUUACACCUGUGGUGAACAAAUUAAUCCGUCCAAUUCAAGCUAGGUUUGUGCGAUUUUACCCUAGAACAUUCAACAAUAUAUGCAUGAGAGUGGAAGUAUACGGCUGCAGUAGGAAUAAAGGUAAGGCCUACGAUCUUGUAGUUAAGGUGCUGUAUCAUUCUGCUUAGCCUCUGUGACCUUAUUUUUUGGAUUCAUUCUGGACUAUGUUGUUACUGACGUUUUGUCCUCUGCGGAGUUUUAGCUAAUUAUAAUAUUUCAUUCCAAGGUAAAACGGUGAAAAACUAAUUGCGCUGGUCAACUGUUUAAUAAUCCCCGCUUUUUGUGCUUUCGAAAUAUUACGCGUUGUCUCGCGUGUUGCAAAAAGACAGAUGCACUUGAAUGGAUUUUCUUUUUCUGACUUGUUCAUAAACAAUCCUAUGAUGGUUUACUAUAUUUUACAAUCUAAAACAUCAAAACUAUCACUUUGUUUUUCUCAAUUUAUUUCGAAUUCAUAACAAUCUUUUCGAUGUGAUCCAAUUCUUUCCCUAGUCGAAAUCAUGAUUAAAAAAAACUAAAAUGAAAUAAAUUCAAAAACUGCUUCGCCAGGCACAACUAAUUUGAUUUUAUCUUGACCACAAAAAUUGAAAAUACCGUACAUGAGCAUGUAUUAUUGCUCUCUCAUCAGGUUAUGAAAAGACUAAAACACCACCGCCAAUGCUAGGGUUUCGUUAA